Molecule: messenger RNA, 1314 nt
Organism: Cladophialophora psammophila CBS 110553
Lineage: Eukaryota; Fungi; Ascomycota; Eurotiomycetes; Chaetothyriales; Herpotrichiellaceae
Exons: 3
Coding region: 1-1314 (437 amino acids)
Source: RefSeq, a predicted model, not a curated record
AUGACGAGCCUUAGAUCAAAUACCAAGAACCUUCUGCACAUUGACAUAUCCAACACCCUAACGAUCCUCAGGUUACUGGAAGGAGUGCUCUCCGUCUACACUUCGGCCGUGAUGCUGAGGGCAUGCGAAUUACUACAAUGGUCUCUUUCUAGCAGGAGGGACGGUGUUGAUGCACUGCGCUUGCUCGGACUUUCGCCAACGACGGGCAUUCUUGGAAAAAUCGGUCUUACCUUCAGCAAACACGCUUCCUGGAAGGAUCGAUUGGCCGCAAGUACGAGAAUUGGGCUGUCGAGUGCGGUUUGGAUUUCCGGGGUCGUAUUGUUCGCGCGGACGCAACUAAAGGUGGUAUAUGACUCCGUAAGCACUUAUAACGUCACGGCCGGUGUCGGCCAGUUCAAUGGAUCAUACAUACCCGAGUACCUGCAGCAAUACCAGCAAACAAACACUGGUUACGAAUUCGUCGUAUUGCCAUAUUCAACCGUGGUCACAGCAUCAAACCUAGUUGUCAACCCGAUGCAUGCAACAGCCAUAGAUCCAGCGACGUGUGAAGGUGGCAUGGUCUGCAAUGCAUACCUGAUAUCGGGCGGUUUGAUCAUGACAACACCAUGGCCACCAACAAAUUAUCCGUUGUAUCCAGUGGUGACAAUCCCAGGCGUUCCAUCACUACAGGUCGACUUUGUCCGAGGGAUACACAAUGACACAUUCAUCGAUUCUACGGAUUGCCAGGUAUUUGGUCAACAAGGGUUUCUGAUCGGCAUCAAAUUCUGUCUCGCACGGAGCCAGUCGGCGGUGGGUUCAUUAUUCGCAGGCAUUUUUGUUUGCACUCAAGGAAUAGUCGGGAAUGAAUGCUGGACAGAACCGAAACCGCCGGAAGUCACCACAACCUUCUCGAUCCACCGCCGUCUUGCCUCAGUAACAACCGCGAGAUCUAAUUUCUCGAUUCUCUCCAUCGACGAGAUCACCGAUCCCAUGCAAGACACCGAUCUUGAUGUUGAAGGGCUCAAAAAUGCGUUUGCAUGGCUCUUUAAUUUCAGCGCAGCAGGAAUCCCUGCCCCCGCUUCCAUUGCGCAAUACUUCUGGACAGUUCAGGACCAGUUGGAAAGUGAAUAUUGGUCUAUUGAGCCGUAUCAGACCUUCCACAGUAUCUUAGCCUUCCCGUUUUGGCUGUUCAAUCCCAAUAACUUCGGAAACGUUCAGCUGGAAGCAAGAAACAUUGUGGCGGGGCUGCCACCUGAGUUUUACACGAACGCCUCGAUUGGUGCUCCUUAUGAAAAAAUAGUCGUCGAUCGGUAUGGCCCCACUGCUUCAUUGUAA